Molecule: messenger RNA, 1924 nt
Organism: Ceratitis capitata (Mediterranean fruit fly)
Lineage: Eukaryota; Metazoa; Arthropoda; Insecta; Diptera; Tephritidae
Product: mitochondrial sodium/calcium exchanger protein
Exons: 10
Coding region: 133-1836 (567 amino acids)
Biological process (GO): monoatomic cation transport; intracellular calcium ion homeostasis; transmembrane transport
Cellular component (GO): membrane
Molecular function (GO): calcium:sodium antiporter activity
Source: RefSeq, a predicted model, not a curated record
UUAAAUCAUCGGAAUCUCUAUCAAAGAAACAGAAACUCAAAAAAAUCAAUUUUAAUAUUUUCUAUUCGAAUUUGGGUGUGUGAUUUUCAAAAGUGCGUUUGUACAUACAUAUUCUUUUGUAAAUACAAAUUAAUGCCUGCAGAAGGACUUUUGACAUCGUUCUCAAGUCUUCCAAGUUGCAGUGUGGUGCAGAUGUUGGAGUACAGUGAGCGAUGCGCUUAUAUACGAGGAUCCACAAAUUGCAAUCGUACUGGCAGCUUGGCAAACUAUAUUGAAAUUCUUUACUGCGAUUUGAAACCACAAAAUGAUACAGAACAAAUAUUAUGUUCUAUUCUAUUGAUGACCAUAUGCAUUCUUAUCUACAUAGUUCUGGGUUGCACCGUGGAAAAUUUUUUUUGUCCUGCUUUAAAAGUGGUGUCGAAAAUGUUGGGUUUAAACGAGCAUUUAGCGGGCGUAACGCUUUUGGCAUUUGGAAAUGGCUCACCAGAUCUUAUUGGUACUUUCUCAAAUCUGGGCGGCGGUGGACCCAUGUUUCCAGAUCUAUUUGGAGCUGGCGUCUAUGUGAUGCUUCUCGUCGCUGGAUUAAUAUUCGUUUUUUAUCCUUUUGAACUGCAGUGGAAUAACGUUUUGAGGGAUGCCUGCUUUUUGAGUUUCGGAAUCAUUUAUGUUGACUAUUGCUGCGUCUCGGAUGGAGUAGUUACACGUACUGAAGCUAUAUUGAUAAUGUCGGUAUAUAUAUUGUAUCUUAUGGUAAUAUUUAUUGAGCAGUUCUUGCUCAAACAAAGCGUUAAAUUGUUGCAAUCUAAGCUUAAGGAUCGAAAGUAUGCUACAGCUGCUAAUCUCAGCAAAUUGGAGCAAUUACGGGCAGAGGCUGGCAUAGAAAUUCUUGAUCGCACCUCACGAGUAUCCAUAGAUAUUAAUAGAACACGAACAAUGUCCUUUGACGCAAUAUUAAAUAAGCCAAAUAAAGACCUUGUCAAGCAGUUUUUGCAGUCGCUAAAUCCAAUACAAACUGUAGAAUGGGUAGAGAGUGGUACUGCAGGAAAGGUUUAUCUUAUAAUCACGGCGCCCGUGCUUUUCCUCUUGCAACUGUUUAUACCAGUUGUUGAUUAUGAGCACGACCGACAUGGUUGGUCAAAACUCCUGAACUCGUUUCAAAUACCUUGGGUACCGUUAAUUAUAAUAUAUACACUUGCAUCAAAUGUAUUUUUGUUCGGCAUACCGUUAUGUUGUUACACGUUACUAGUUACCAUACCCAUUACUGGUUACAUGUUGUACACAACACGCACGGAUAUUCCGCCAAAUUAUCACCACACUUUGGCAUUUUAUGGUGUUGCUUGUUCUAUUUUAAUAAUUUACUACUCCGCAAGUGAGUCAGUGGAAAUAUUGCGAGUUAUUGGUAUCGUGACUAACAGAAGUAACUCAUUCCUUGGAUGCACUUUACAAGCAUGGGGGAAUAGUAUUGGUGACUUGGUAUCAACUAUUGCUUUGGCCCGUCACGGCUAUCCGAGAAUGGGCUAUGCAGCUUGCUUUGGGGGACCAUUUUUUAAUUCCAUUUCGUCCUUUGGUGGUGUUUUUAUAUAUGAAACGUUUCGUUCCGAAUCACCUAUAUUUGUCCCCCAAGGUAGUUUGGGUGAAAACUGUGUUGUUUUCCAAUUCAUAGCGACCAUAUCGGUUUUAGUUUGGUCAACUUUAACGAACUUCUCUGCCCGUAGAAGUAUUGGAAUUUUUAAUUUCAUUCUGUAUGCGAUAUUUCUGGUUUUCGUUUUUUCGGGGGAAUUGGAAUUUAUUGAAACAUUUGCUCCAGAAAAGGAGGAAGAAAUCAUCGAUGCUUAAAAGUCUUCUAAAUAAUCAUAUAACUUAUGUAUUUAUGUAUGUGUGUUAUUGACAACAUAAUAAAUAUUAAUCAUAAAUAUUCAACUGA